AUGGCUUUUAAUCAGAAGAAUCCACAGGGCUCACCCAACCAACCCCUUCAGAGCCGCAGUGAGACCCAAGGCCUGGAGGCUGCAAAGGCACCAGAGGCUGUGGAGAAGGCCGAUCUCUCCUCCCACCCUCCCAUGCCUGGCAGUUUGAAGAAGGCUCCUGCUGCUGGUAUCCCCAGUACUCCUGAGAGAACUCACAGUUUCUGCUCCUCCUCAAUGGUCACCAUGGCCAUACUAUCAAGCCAGUCUGGUGAGGGGUCCAGUAGCCAUGAGGAGGGGGAUGGCACCUUAGAGGCAGAUUCAGACCCCAGGAAUGCGCCCAUAGAUGCUCUAGAUGAAAGGGCGGCUUGGUUGGUGGAUUUUCUGCUCUUCAAGUAUGAAAAGAAAGAACCAGCAACCAAGGCAGAAAUGUUGAAGAUUGUCAACAAACUGUACCAAGACCACUUCACUGAUAUCUUAGUGAAAGCCUCUGAGCGCAUGGAGAUAAUCUUUGGCCUUGAAGUGAAGGAAGUGGAUCCCAUCCAGCACCACUACGCCAUCGUCAUCAAAUUGGGCCUCACCUAUGAUGGGAUGCUGCAUGGUGUAAAGGGCGUGCCCAAGACCGGCAUUUUGAUACUUCUUCUGGGGGCCAUCUUCAUGAAUGGCAACCGUGCCACUGAAGAGGAAAUCUGGAAAAUUCUGAGUGUGAUAAAGUUAUAUCCUGGGAAGAAGCAUUACAUCUUUGGAGAUCCCAGGAAUCUCAUCACCAAACAUUUUGUGGAGGAGAAUUACCUAAUUUACCAUCUGAUGGCCAACAGUUAUCCUGCACAACGUGAAUACCUGUGGGGCCCGAGAGCACAUGCUGAAACCACCAAGAUGGAAGUCCUAAAGUAUUUGGCCAAGGUUCACGGGUCUGACCCAAGUUCUUUCACAUCUCUGUAUGAAGAGGCAUUAGAGGAAGAACAAGAGAGAUGUCGGGCCAAAACUGCCACCACAGCUAUUGAUAAUCCUGGCCAUUGCUAGUUUUAAGGCCAAGCCUGACAGCUACUCCCAUGUCUGUGGAAGUCAGCAAUAGUUUCUGCAUGCAUUGUUUGAAUAAGCAGUUCAUGUUCAUAGAAUUUAGGUCAGCGAUGGUUCUGAAAGGAACACAGUAUAUGCCUGUGUUUCUCUUUGAUAUGUGUAACUUGAAAAUCUGUUCUUUUGUUUGGUAAUAUGUAUUAUUCAAAUUAUUAGUUAUUUAGUAUAGAUUUAAUUAGGUUUAAAAUCUCUGAGUUUAUGAGUGGUAUUGCUCACACAUUUAAUGCUCUAAAGAGGUUUCAUAGUAAGAGCUUUUAUUCCUAAAACAAAUUGUGUGACCAAACAUCUCAUGUUGUCACCUGGAAUAGGAAAACAUUGCAUUGCUAUAGACAUUUACUGGACAUGUGAAUGAAAUCAGUUUUAAGGUAUUUGGGUUUAAGUAAAAG
Messenger RNA from Phyllostomus discolor (pale spear-nosed bat), 1439 nucleotides. Its product is annotated as melanoma-associated antigen B16-like. Gene Ontology annotation, biological process: negative regulation of transcription by RNA polymerase II. The transcript has a single exon. Gene Ontology annotation, cellular component: nucleus. Lineage: Eukaryota; Metazoa; Chordata; Mammalia; Chiroptera; Phyllostomidae. Bases 1 to 999 code for a protein of 332 amino acids. The record is from RefSeq and is a predicted model, not a curated record.